UCUGCUUCAAUCCAUGACACGUCAGACAUUUUCAUAUAUAUAAGUAUCACACAUAGUACCAGCAGUCGACACAACAGGUGCUAACAGUCGAAAUGCGUGCUCUGAUUAUUUUAGCCCUCAGCCUGGCAGUGGCUACGGCCGAUAGGAUUAUUGGGGGAUCCACGACAACGAUCGAUCGAUACCCAUAUGGGUCCGCUUUGCUUGUUUCACCCUCAGGCACUGGAUCGUUCUGGCAGGGUUGCGGUGCUUCUAUUUUGAAUAACAGAGCUUUGCUCACUGCUGCCCACUGUUUCGACCGACAACCUUCAACUGGCCAAUGGCGUGCACGCGUUGGUUCCACUAAUGCCAACAGCGGCGGUGUUGUCUACACCACUAACAGAAUUAUCAGGCACCCCAGCUACAAUAGCAGGACUUUUGAUAAUGAUAUUUGCGUCCUAAGAAUUAACGGCGCGUUUUCUUUUAACAACAACGUUCGUGCAUCGCGCAUCGCUGGCGCCAACUACAAUCUUGCCGACAAUCAGGUGGUGUGGGCCAUCGGAUGGGGACAUACUAGUGUCGGUGGCCGACCUUCUGAACAGCUCCGCCACGUCCAAAUUUGGACCGUAAACCAGAACACAUGCAGAUCCCGUUACGCAGAGGUCGGCCGCACAAUUACUGCUAAUAUGUUGUGCUCGGGCUGGCUCGAUGUCGGCGGUCGCGACCAGUGCCAGGGUGACUCUGGUGGUCCUCUGAUCCAUAACAAUGUCGUUGUUGGCGUGUGCUCUUUUGGUGAGCGAUGUGCUUUGGCUCGUUACCCUGGAGUCAAUGCUCGUGUAUCUCGCUACACGUCCUGGAUUCAAAGCAAUUCGUAAUUCU
This is a messenger RNA of Nymphalis io (European peacock), 855 nucleotides long. RefSeq names its product trypsin CFT-1-like. The transcript is spliced from 4 exons. Gene Ontology annotation, molecular function: serine-type endopeptidase activity. Bases 93 to 851 code for a protein of 252 amino acids. The record is from RefSeq and is a predicted model, not a curated record. Gene Ontology annotation, biological process: proteolysis. Lineage: Eukaryota; Metazoa; Arthropoda; Insecta; Lepidoptera; Nymphalidae.